Molecule: messenger RNA, 6918 nt
Organism: Closterium sp. Yama58-4
Lineage: Eukaryota; Viridiplantae; Streptophyta; Zygnematophyceae; Desmidiales; Closteriaceae
Source: the annotation of a GenBank genome assembly
AUGACCCUGGCUCAAAUCCUCUUCACCGUUUGCGUUUCAAUUCCAGAAUGCAUCCGCAACCCUAAUGCGCUGCACCGCGUGAAGCUGGGAGAGUUCGUGCGAGAUGACAAGUCGCUCCUGGAAGACGGUGGCAACCUGCACGCCAUAUGGAACGAAGCUGUCGAGACGCUCGCUGUGCUGACGGCGGGCAGCGUGAUACAUUUCUACGAUGUGCGCACCACGCCCAAGCCGCUGCGCCUGGUGUCGCCAGACUCACCGCCCUCUCUGCUCGCCCUCAAGUUCCGCUCCUCCACGCGCGUUCCUCUCUUCGGGGACAACGUCUCCAUCAACGGCAUGGUAGCAGAUGAGGAUCACAUUCUGCUGGGGCUGUCCAGUGGUCGCCUGCACCUCGUGUCCUGGCGCGGCCAGCUGCGGGGCACAGCAGACCUAUGGCGCAAGCACAGCAGGGAGGUAGUCGGCCCUAUGUACGUGCCAGAAGCCAACGGUCUCCCCAGCACGCCCCACUCGCCACGCUCCUCCCCGCUCGCCCCCUCCUCCUCCUACCCCUACCCCGCCUCCCCGCCCGCCCCCUCCGCCGCCCCCCCCGCCACCCCCAAUGGCCGCACCAGCGGAGGAGCAGACCCAGGAGGAGUCGGGGGAGCAGGAGCAGGGGGAGCGGGAGGGGGAGCGGGAGCGGGAGGAGUGGGGGGAGCGGGGGGAGGGGUGGCGCAGAUGGUGUAUUCCCCCGCGCUGCGGCUGAUAGCGGUGGUGCUGGUGGAUGGGCGCGUGGUGCUGUGCUCUACAGGCGAGAGGGGGCUGAGGCCAGUGGAGGAGGUGACGCCUGAGAAGUGGGUGGGCGUGGUGGACGCUGCUACUGUGGCUGUCGGGGAGAGGCAGCAGCUGCUGGCCGUGGGUAGUAGACGUGGGACGGUUGAGCUGUUCGACCUUGCGAGGAGCUCUGCGCACCUGAGGACUGUGUCCUUGUUCGACUGGGGGUAUUCACUGGAGGACACGGGGGCAGUGGCGUGCAUAUGCUGGUCGCCAGACAACCUGGCGUUCGCAGUGGGAUGGAAACUGCGUGGGCUAGCCGUGUGGUCCGUGUCAGGCUGUCGCCUCAUGUGCACCAUUCGCCAGGGCUCCAUGAGCCUCCUCCCCCCCUCCUCCUCCUCCUCCUCUUCCACCACCACCGCCGGUAUCACCAGUCCCCGUAGCUCCGCCGCAGGCUCGGACCCAGCGUCCACGCCAGGCUCGGCAGCAGCCGGCGGGGCAGCAGGGUCGGCUACAGCCGCAGUGGUGAAGAGCAGUGAGCCAAUGGUGGGGGGUGUGGCGGCUGUAGCGUGGGGGGAGGAGGGGUAUCAGCUUGUAGCAGCGGAAGCAGGGAUGGUGGGGGAGGUGGCGGCGGGGGUGAGGGGGCGGCAGGCGGGGAGGCUGGUGCAGUUUGCGUUUGCGCGGCAGUGCUCGAGUAAGGCGGUGGCGGGGAGCUCGCAUGUGUGGCAGGCCAUGGCUGGCUCGGACCGGGUGCUGCUGGUGCAGAGUAAUGAGGAGGAAGAGUUAAGAGUGCAGCACCUUGUCAUCCCGCAAACGUACAUGGGGGUGAACUGGCCGGUGAGGCACGUGGCAGCGAGUGACGACGGGUCGUACCUGGCAGUGGCGGGGCGGCGGGGAGUCAUUCUUCACAACCUGCGGUCCAACAAGUGGCGCGUGUUCGGGGACGUCAUGCAGGAGCGCGCCGUCAAGUGCGAGGGGCUGCUGUGGGUCGGCAAGAUCAUCAUCGUGUGCAACCACAGAGUUGCAUCGCACUCCUACGAGCUCUGUCUGUAUCCGCGCUUCCACCUGGACGAGUCCUCUCUGCUGUGCCGCCAGCCACUGCCAGCGCGGCCUAUAGCGCUGGACGUAUGGGGCGACUACAUCCUGGUCGCCACGCCCCCCUUUGACAUCAAAGUGUUUCACAUGCACGUGGACGGGGACGUGUCACCGCUGCACUUACCCACCGUGCAGCUGCGCACAGUGAGAGAGCUUUCCAUCAUGUCAGCGCGCAAGCCCCUCGUGUCCAUGCGCUUUGUGCCGCGCACAGGGGACGCAGACGCACAGGGGGACGCGGACAGGCCGGGGGAGGGCGCAGGGAACCCAUCCCGAGAGGCGGAAGGCCAAGGCGCCACCACCAGCAGCAGCGAGCAGAGAUUAUCCAAGGAAGGGGCGCAGCAGGGGGCAGCCAGGAGGGGAGCAGCGGUGCAGGGGCGGGAUACGGGGAAAUCCGGCAAGGGCAGCAUUGUUAAAGACCCUUUAGCGGAGGCAAUGAGAAGACAGCCCACCAAGUGCAUGCUGCUGCGCACGGAUGGGGAUCUGUCUCUUUUGGACCUGGACAGUGGCAGUGAGCGGGCGCUGGUGGCGGGGGUUGAAAACUUCUGGCUCACGCAGGGAGGGGAUGAGGCUGCUGCUGCGCUGAUCGAGGAGGUGCCCUGGUGGGCUUACGGCCACAGGGGAAUGCAGGUGUGGUACCCCUCACUAUACCACGAUGCAUCAGGCCAGCCAGCAGAGGUACAACAGCUGGACCCAGAGCUCGAUUUUGAUCGCGAGGUGUACCCACUGGGGGUGUCGCCGGCAGCGGGGGUGAUCGUGGGUGUGAGCCAGCGCUUGUCGCUCUCCUCCUGUGCCGAGAUGCCCUGCUUCGAGCCCACGCCCCAGGCACAACCGAUUCUGCCCUGCCUGCUGCGGCACUUGCUGCAGCGCAACAAGAUGGAGGAGGCGGUGCAGCUAGCGCACCUGUCUGCCACGCGACCGCACUUCUCCCACUCCCUCGAGUGGCUGCUCUUCACCAUCUUUGAUGCUGAGACGUCCAGCGCGAGCGCACGGAGGCGGCGCAAGGAGGGGAAGAAGGGGCCGAGUCUGCUGGACCGGGCGUGUGAGCUGAUCCGGCACUUUGGGGAGUACCGAGAUGUGGUGGUGAGCGUUGCCCGCAAGACCGACAGCCGCCACUGGCCUGACCUCUUUGCCUCUGCUGGCAAUUCCAACACGCUCUUUGAGGAGUGUUUCGAGAACAAGCAAUAUCGCACCGCCACGUGCUACAUCCUGGUGGUGGAGAAACUAGAAGGCCCAACAAUCGGUCAGCAAAGUGCCCUGCGGCUCUUGCAGGUGGCAUUGCAAGAGUCUAUGUACGACUUGGCAGGCGAGCUGGUGCGCUUCCUGCUGAGGUCGGGGAGGGAGUACAGCCAAGCAGAGCAGGAAGACGAGAGGGCGAGCGAGAGUCUGCUAAAGAGCUUCUUCUCCUUCGGCUUCACCUCCACAGCCCCCAAGGCGAGAGGUGAUGUGUUGCACACGACAGUGAAGCACAUUCUGGGGGAGAAGGCAACGGCACUCAUGAGCAGCAAGGAGCUCCGGCAGCUCGUGGCAUUCGUUAAAGGCACCCAGUUUGACUUCACUGAGUUUCUGCGGUCGGAUCGAGGCAGGUCCAUUCGUCUUGAAGACUUCCCCACUGCCCUUCGCACCAUCCGCUACAAGAUCGCUCUAGAGGGCAAUCUACAGAGCAGGCUGGAUGCAGAGUUCCUAUUGGCCCACGUGCGCACCGUGGGCUUCCAUGAGUGGACCGUCGUGCUCGCCACGCUGCUGCAGCACUCCGAGGUGCUGGCAGAGCUAUUUCAGAACGACAUGAAGCUGUGGACCGCCUAUGUGAGAGCUCUCAAGGCACAACCAAAUGCAUCACAAUAUGACGAGCUUCUGGCAGCGGUUGAGAGAGACCUAACAGCCCAUUUGGGUCGUGAUAAUCCCGCUAUAUCGUCUCAUAGCCUCGCUUUGGGUCAUGCCACCUCUGCUCCAGCUAGCGGGGAGACCCACUGCCGUCGGCACGUCAGUGGCGGAAGGGGGGGGGAAUGCAGUGGUAGGGCGGAGCGAGGCGGAAGAAAGGGAGGCGAUGUGGCGGCUGUGCGCGAAAGAGAUGGCGCAUCUGAAAGCGCUGCUGCUGGGCGACGGCGGCGGCGGAACGCAAAGCGCGCCGCUGGAGCAGCGCGCCGAGCACGAUGGCUCGCAGGGGACCGAUUCGCGCAGCAACGGCGGCCCGCACACCCCCCACAUGGCUGGGCUGUUCUCAGGAGCCGCUACGGUUCAGGAAAACCUGGACCAGACAUCCGCACUACAAGCUACCCCACUGCAGCAGCAGCAGGAGGAAGGGCAAGGGCCUCCUCAGGCGAACGACCCCUAUCGGUUGUGCUUUCUCGUGGUGCUACUACGGAUCCUCUCGGGCACCUGCAACAGCAACGCACGGGAUCACCCGCUGAUCCAACGGCCAACUUCAAUCGCCCUGGGGCUGCGGCCCCUGAAAAGGUUAAGGAUACCACGGCGGGGGACACAGCGCGCUUCCACGUGGGAGGCGGAGGCGGGGGCGGGCGGAGCGCGAUGGUUGUAUCCGCGAUGCUGACGCCCCUGGGAAUCGUCGCGCUCUCACCGCAAGCACGCGCCAAUGCCGCUGUCCGUCCGCCAGAAUCUCGCUUGAGGAGCGUUGGGAUGAGCGAGGAGGUGGCGGCGAGGGUAGCAACGGAAGUGGCGAGGGGAGCGACGAAAACGGCGAGGGAAGCCGAGGAGCGUGAACUGCGGGAGAUUUGCAGUGCGCUGUUCUCCGCGGGAGCGCGGGAAGCGGAUUUUUUCUUACAGGGUGCGCUGGAUGGGGCUGGUGGGAAGGGCGUGGUCGGCAGCAGCUCAGGCUGGAACACGUCAAGGGACGCCGCACUCCCGCCGCAGCACGCAACUCCGCAGCACAAGCUUCUCCGCGACCAAGGCCCACUGCAGAAGACGAUGACCACCGAGCAGGAGAUAAUCAAGACGAUGCCAUUCCAAGACGUGUUAGCGGCAGCGGCAACUCAAGCAACGGCUCUGGAGGCCCCGCAAGGUGCGGCGCUGACCCCGCAGGAGAUGAUGCUGUUACGAGACGUGCUGGCAGCACCACCUCAAGGUCACGAGGCUGCGAGGUGGAUAGCUGAGAAAUCACCCCUCGCCACGCAGCCGUCGAUGGUCAACGCGGAAUCCUCAAUGGAAGGAUACAAGCGGCAGCCGCAGCGCAGCAGCGGCAUGGCAUGGGAGCGAGAUUUUUUGACGGGAAACACAGGGAAUGCGGAGCGAGGCGCCGUCCAUCACACCGUCGCGCAGCUUGGAGCCGUGGUGGCUGGGUCGUCUGGCUACGGACUCGCAGCAGCCGCGGAAACCGCAGCAGCAGGCGCAGCUGCCGCAGCAGCAGGCACUCAGCUCUCCUUCAACCCAUAUAGCAACAGCAGAUGUGGCGGCGUUGCUGGUGGCGUUGCUGCUAGAGCCUCGGCACGGUGGUCUCGUACCACUGCAGUUGGCGCGAGCGGUCCCACCGUGACCGCCGUUGGUGUUUCUAGUGUCGGUGCUGCUUGUAUCGGUGCGAGUGGGGGCAGCGCUGCAGCGCUGCUCCCUGAGAUGCGGCCUAAGAUGGACGCGUCGCUACCGUCGCCCGCCACUGUCGACCGUGCAAGUGUCGAGUCUUGCAGAGUGCCGGUACCCGUGCCGGCAGUAACCUCUGCGCUAGAGGAACAGAACAUGCCAUACUACCGUCCUGAUUCGUCACAGGAAUUUGGGGGGGGACGGGGAAUCAGUGAGGCAGGGGCCGUGCCGCUCUGGGCAGGAGCGCAGGCAGUGUGGAACUCGAGGGAAAUGGAUCCAAUUCGCUCUCAAGGCUUUCCUGGAUUCCCUCCCCCGCCGGCCGCGCCGGCGUGGGAUGGGUUGCGCUGUCUGGUGUGCGGUACGGCGCUAAGCGUGGAGAAUACGAAGGCGGCCAGAGAGUUAGCCAACCACGUGAGGCCUCAGAAGGAUCCGGGGAUUGGAUUGCGCGUCCACGGGUGUAACACCUGCCUUAGACUGCUGGUUCCCUUGUACUUUCGGAGGUUGGAGACGGAAAAGGCUCAGGACUCAGUUACUGAUGUUGGUUCGCGAAGAGUCCAAGGAAGCGGUAAUGGGACGGGAGAUGCGAAUGAUGGAGACGCUGCUGUCGGAGAGACGCGAGAGGACCUGCACCAGGAGGCUGUUGGAGCCGCAGCAGAGGAGGCUACACAGUGGAAGGAAGCGGUGAGAGCACGAAAUAGAGGCAACCCGCAGCAUGAGGAUACGCAACACAGACGCGACGUGCCGUCAUCACAAAUGGAAAAUGUUUCAGAAAUUGGAGACGAUUGGAACAUUGCGCCUCGGUGUCCCCAUUCUCACUCUCUGAAAUGCGACGUGCAUGCGACUCGGCUUAGCGACGGAAAAUGUGAAAACGCGCAAGGGCAUUCGCUGUUGUCGCCUGCUUCUGGACUUCGUCGUCUGCGAGAGUCGCCUGAUACAGUGAGGUCACAGGACGCUGAGGAGGUUGCUUGGCCAGAGGAGCUGCGUGUUCCUUUUGAGCGAUACGGCCCGAUUAAGGAUGUCUACCUUCCGAAGGACUAUCAUACAGGCUUUUUCGGGUUUUUGGGAAUUACGGCAGGGAAGGGAAGAGGCAUUUUGUUGAUUGGUCAAGCUUUCAAGUCUCUGAAGUUUCGAGGCUGGAAAGAUGAGCUUGAAGCGAAUUUUCCUAUUUUUCCUGUCUUCUCCAAUGAUGUUACUCUUUUUGGUGGUGCGCUUUCGCAACCCGGUAACCAGUUCGUGAACAUGGCGGAUGCGGAGGACGCCCAGUACGAGCUGGAUCGGACCAACUUCAACGGCAGGGAGAUCACGGUGGUCUUCGCAGAGGAAAAUCGCAAGAAGCCUGAGGAGAUGCGCACCCGGGAGCGAUACAGGUCUCCCAGCUAUUCCAAUGACGACCGAAGUUACAGCCGCUCGCCCUCCCCCCGUGGGCACGGCCGCGGCCGCUCCCCUCCCCCACCUCGCAACGGCAACGCUGAUGCUCCACCUAGGGGUCGGAGUGGUAGUGCAGGUGGAGGUGCAGCAGGUGGCGAAGGCGGGCCUAGCAGACCAUAG